This is a messenger RNA of Suillus discolor, 639 nucleotides long. RefSeq lists its product as uncharacterized. The transcript is spliced from 4 exons. The record is from RefSeq and is a predicted model, not a curated record. Lineage: Eukaryota; Fungi; Basidiomycota; Agaricomycetes; Boletales; Suillaceae. The annotation marks the transcript as partial.
CUCAAGGACCUUGUUGCUACUUGGAUCAAUCAAGACUUUCAUCCACCCUCUCUACUCAAGUCUGAUGACAAGCAUGCCCGUGGCUUCGUCCACGAUGUUUGCGGGAAGUUACUGUGUCCUUCUGAGUGGGAUUGGGAUGAUAACCGUGUGAAGGCUGGCAUCCGCGACAGAACGUCGGAUUAUAUCGUGUCAGAAAAUUCUUGGCCGUUAUUCUUGUACGAGAAUUACACAGUCAAGCUUGACAACUUGGAGCAGGGCCUCUUCAAGUCAAAGAUUCUUGUUCAGGCUUUCAAGGCUGUAUUUACAUCUCCAUCCUCCGCAAGAGAAGCUGAUAGAGACGGCGACAGAGCUGACAUACUUGAAAAUAACAGGCGUGCCCGGCAACAAUUAAACCAGGUCAAGGUUAAAACUUGUGUGGCCACCAUCAUCAACAUGAGGAAAGUCACUCCUCGCUCCCUGGCGUAUGUUGUCUGCCAAGUUCGUUUCGCACUAUCCAACAUCUCAUCCUGGCACACCGUUGACAGCGACUUUGACUAUGAAGUAUUCUGGAGCAAUGUCGUAGACUUUUUCGAGAACGUCCCUGGCCCCAUCACACAACAGCGGGUGAACCAUCUCCUGGAAUGGUGGACCAGGUAUUGA